UGCCUUUCUCCCCAAAGGAGGAGAUUUCUUGCGGCGCUUCGUUGCUGAAUCCGUCAGCGGCGUGGUUUUCUCUCUUGGAUAUUAAAAUUUGCAUCCUAAGAUAAUGACAUUUCAAAGACUCCAGGUGUUGAUUGGAGUGUUUAUUUGCUCUUCCUGUGUAAAAGGAUCCUCGCAGCCUCAGGCCAGGGUGUUCUUAACCUUCAAUGAACUACAGGAAACCAAGACAUCCCAGUUUUACUCUCUUUCCCAUCACCCCUUAGACUACAGGAUAUUAGUGAUGGAUGAAGAUCAAGACCGGAUCUAUGUUGGCAGCAAAGAUCAUAUUUUGUCUUUGAAUAUCAAUAAUAUAAGCCAGGAGCCACUGAGCAUUUUUUGGCCAGCAUCAACAACCAAAGUCGAUGAGUGCAAAAUGGCUGGCAAAGAUCCUACGCAUGGUUGUGGCAAUUUUGUUCGGGUGAUCCAGACGUUCAACCGCACCCACCUUUAUGUGUGUGGGAGUGGAGCAUUUAGCCCUGUAUGUGCAUAUCUCAACAGAGGACGAAGAUCUGAAGAGCAGGUUUUCAAGAUUGACUCCAAAUGUGAAUCAGGGAAGGGACGCUGCUCUUUCAACCCCAGUGCAAACACUGUCUCUGUUAUGAUCAACCAAGAACUAUUUUCAGGCAUGUACAUUGAUUUCAUGGGGACGGACGCUGCCAUUUUUCGCAGCUUAACCAGGCGGAACGCAGUGAGGACGGAUCAACACAACUCUAAAUGGCUAAGUGAGCCGAUAUUUGUGGAUGCCCAUCUCAUCCCAGAUGGCACUGACCCUAAUGAUGCUAAAGUGUACUUCUUCUUCAAAGAGAAGCUGACCGACAACAGUGGCACGACCAAGCAGAUCCACUCCAUGAUUGCCAGAAUAUGCCCCAAUGACACGGGUGGACAGCGUAGUCUUGUAAACAAAUGGACAACUUACCUGAAAGCAAGACUUGUGUGUUCAGUCAUGGAUGAUGAUGGCACAGAGACCUAUUUUGAUGAAUUAGAGGAUGUUUUUCUACUAGAAACAGAUAACCCGAGAACAACACUUAUAUAUGGCAUUUUCACUACCUCCAGUUCUGUAUUUAAAGGCUCAGCAGUCUGCGUGUAUCACUUAUCCGAUAUCCAGCGAGUGUUCAAUGGACCAUUUGCACACAAGGAAGGACCAAACCAUCAGCUUAUUCCCUAUCAGGGAAGAAUUCCUUAUCCACGACCAGGGACUUGUCCUGGAGGAGCCUUCACACCCAACAUUCGGACAACCAAGGAGUUUCCAGAUGAUGUGGUCACCUUCAUCAGGAACCAUCCCUUGAUGUUUAAUUCCAUCUAUCCACUCCAUAAGAGGCCAUUAAUUAUUCGGACAGGCACAGACUACAAGUACACAAAGCUAGCUGUUGAUCGUGUUAGUGCUGCAGAUGGAAGAUACCAUGUUUUGUUUCUUGGAACAGACCAGGGAACGGUGCAGAAGGUGGUGGUACUGCCCACUAACUCAUCAGCAACUGGAGAGCUCAUCUUAGAAGAACUGCAAGUUUUUCAGAAUAAUGCUCCGAUAACAACAAUGGCCAUCUCAUCUAAAAAGCAACAGUUGUACGUGAGCUCUGAUGAAGGAAUCACCCAGGUUUCCUUACACCGUUGUCACAUCUAUGGAACAGCCUGUGCCGAUUGCUGUCUGGCCAGAGACCCUUAUUGUGCCUGGGAUGGCAAUUCCUGCUCCAGGUUCUACCCAACGGGCAAAAGGCGGAGUCGAAGACAAGAUGUGAGACACGGAAAUCCCAUGACUCAGUGUCGAGGAUUUAACCUCAAAGCUUACCGAAAUGCAGCUGAGGUCAUUCAGUAUGGAGUCAAGAAUAACACCACUUUCCUUGAGUGUACACCUAAAUCUCCACAAGCUUCUGUUAAAUGGCUUUUGCAAAAGGACAAUGACAGAAGGAAAGAGGUCAAACUCAGUGAAAGAAUCCUAGCAACUCAACAAGGGCUUUUAAUUCGCUCAGUGCAAGAAGCUGACCGUGGACUUUACCACUGUAUUGCAACAGAAAAUGGCUUCAAGCAAACAAUAGCCAAGGUUAACUUCAAGGUUUUGGAUUCAGACACGGUGGCCUUCAUGACUGAAAAGUGGUCUCCAUGGACCUGGGCCAGUUCACUCCAUGCUUUGCAGUUUCAUCCAAAGGAUCUGGCUGGGUCUUUCAGUCACUCAGAACUGCAGAUGAUUAAUCAAUAUUGCAAAGACACACGGCAACUUGGGCAGCAGGCUGAAGAUCCCCAGAAGAUGAGAGGGGACUAUGGCAAACUAAAAGCCCUUCUCAACAGCCGGAAAAGCAGGAACCGCAGAAAUCAGUUGCCUGGGUCUUAAGGGCUGACCUCUGUCAUCAAACUUCUUUUUUGUCACCAUUGUCAUCUUGUAUCCUCACUCAAGGGAUUUGUGUUUAUUUGGUGGUUUUGUUUCCCUGCUGAGAGUAGAGCUAAACAGUACUAAAGCACACUCUGUAAAAGUUCAGGACAUGCAAACUGUCUAAGCUAAAAACAGAAAAGCGGAGACCAGAUCCAAAGAGAUUCCCAUUGUGAAGUAACCUAUUGACUCCACCUUGCGUUCACUCUCUAAGUCUGAUGAUGAGCCUUAACAGAGAGUAUUAUGCCAUGUUUCCAUGUCAGCUUUGUUUUCUUGAUAAGGAGAGCAGAUGAUGAUGCACUGAAUGUCCAGCUUGGAAUAAUGCAAGGUGGGAAGAAAGAGUUGGUUAAAAGAAAGAGUGGGUUGGAGUGGUCCUUAUAGGCAGGUCUUCCAUCUACAUAUAUAAUUGUGUGUGUGUGUGUGUGUGUGAUUCUCUGUUUCCGGUACAUUGCAUUGGAAAACUAGCCCUUGUGGAUGCCCAAAUUCAAAAGUCAAUAUCCCAGGUUAAUGCCACAAAAGUAUCAUGCUCACUAGGAAUUAUGGGGUUAUGAGUAUACCGCAACUAGAGAGCACCAGAUUCAGGAAGGCUAAUCUCACCACUGUGAGUGCAUUUACCAUUUUCAGUUAGCAGACAUCAAAAGUGUUCAGCUUCCAUUGUGUAUUUGUAUAAAAAGGAACUUAAAAGCAGAUAUACACCUCCAAAACUACAAGACCCAUAUCAAAUGAAGGAGAAGAGUAGCAUGAACGUAAAUAUUUACUGGAAGUUACAAUAAUUUAUUUUAUUACACAUCUCACAUGUAGUACAAUAAUACACGCAAUAUACAUAACACACAUAGUUAAUUAUGUGUAGACAGAUUUACAUCAGUAAUUUGAUUUAAUUAGGAAUUUGAAAAAUGUCUUAAAUUGAACCUGAAAAAAGUUAAUGAAAUACCCACCUGCAACCCUCAGAGAUAUACAGCAUAGCCUCCAUAAUGAUGGGAAAGUUAUCAGUACAGAUAUAGAUAUAUAGAUACAUAUACAAGUACAAAUACAAAUACAUACAGGUGGCUGUGUUCCAUUGUAUUCAUUGUAUUGUCCAAUCUCUUGUGUAGUGAUAUAAUCUGUUCAUGAUAUGUGUUCAUAAAGUGCAAAGGAAACAUAGACCUGUACCAAGGCCACCCUUAGCAACACCAAAAAUUAAGUCUUCUCCAUUAGCUUCAUUCCACCCUUCUUGCGCUGAGAAGGUGGGUCAGAAAGGACAUUCUUAGUACAUUCAUCUGAAUACAUUUAGAAUCUUCUGCAUGAUCUGGAAUGUUGGGUUUCCAGUCAUGGAAGAUCUUAAAGUAUCUGGCUUUCCAUGCUCUAUGGGGGAUGGUCAAGAGUGAAGUCCAAGGAGAAGAACAUAUGGAAGUGCAGUUGGCACCUGUGCCACCAGUUCCCUCCAAUUUGUGGUCAAGUGUUGAUAGUGGGAUAAUGAUGAAAAAUCUGUACUUUCAACUCUAUCAUUUUCUCAUUUAUCUUCAUGUUAAAUUUAAUUAAAUUCAGCAAUAGCUUGUGAUUCUUUUGAAGACCACUCAACAAUAUGGCUAUCUCUACUAAUGUAUGCCUUUGGUAUGCAGUUUUCCCUAAUAUGUGCACACAUUCUUUAUUUAUGCAUUUUUAACUUUUUUAACAGGAGAAUUGCAUUGCAAAAUUCAAAGAAGUACAAAUAAUGAUGGCAUCUGCAUAAGGCAGAAUAUUCAUUUGAGAAAUGUGAGUCAAGUAGGAACAUACAAAAAAGUGAACCAAGCAAAUUGAUUCCUUGUCCGUAGUCUGGACUGAAAGGUUCAGAGUCAUCCAGUUUUCCCCUGAGACGCUCUCAAGAAGCAGCUGUGCCAAACAGCCUCUAAUACCAUUUUGGUCUUGUGUGAAUUCUACCUAAUCUAUGCGCUCUUCUAACAGCAUUUCAUGCAAACUGAGAGGUAGUUAUCAAAUCUGUUGUGGUUUACCCCACCCCGGGUCAGGGUAUUCUUUCUCCAAGACAUUUCUCAAACAGAUGUUUAGCUUCCCACACAAAUAACUCCCAGUUCUCAUGUAUAACCAAUUUUGUAAUUUAAAUAAAUUACAAAGCAUACCUAAAGAUGAACAGCUUCAUGCCCUUUUUAAAGCACUUAACCAAAUUUCUCUUAAUGUUGCAGAGUUUUCAACCUCCCCAAGAGUAAAAUAAGCCUGUGUAAGCAUAACUCCACUUUGCCUCCAUUUUUAAUCUUCCUUGUGAUAACUUCUAUCAAUGGGAGGUUUUGUUUCCUCUUUACUAAACCUUCCACUGAUCAUAAAGAAAUGAAUAAAGCUGCCAACUUCUA
Molecule: messenger RNA, 4716 nt
Organism: Candoia aspera
Lineage: Eukaryota; Metazoa; Chordata; Lepidosauria; Squamata; Candoiidae
Gene: SEMA3C
Product: semaphorin 3C
Exons: 18
Coding region: 104-2359 (751 amino acids)
Biological process (GO): semaphorin-plexin signaling pathway; negative regulation of axon extension involved in axon guidance; neural crest cell migration
Cellular component (GO): plasma membrane
Molecular function (GO): semaphorin receptor binding; chemorepellent activity
Source: RefSeq, a predicted model, not a curated record